This is a messenger RNA of Labeo rohita (rohu), 3329 nucleotides long. RefSeq names its product granulin b (gene grnb). Gene Ontology annotation, cellular component: extracellular region. The transcript is spliced from 16 exons. The coding region runs from base 230 to 2443 and encodes 737 amino acids. NCBI's taxonomy places the organism in Eukaryota, Metazoa, Chordata, Actinopteri, Cypriniformes, Cyprinidae. The record is from RefSeq and is a predicted model, not a curated record.
AACGACAAAUAAACAAAGCCUGACUCAUGGAGAGUCAUAUGACACUGUCGGGUCACGUGAUAAAAUGACAAAUAAAGUCGAGCACAGCAGCGUUUUAUCCACUUCACCGGCUCCGGUUUUGAGCUGAUAUAUUCACUUACACCGUGAAAAUACGUGCACGAAAAUCGUUCAUGGGUUUGCAUCUGAUAUUUUGAAGAGCAUUAGUUUUGUGGAUCAGCAGUGAAACACAAUGGUACGCGCGGGUGUUGUAGUGUUAUUAUGUGUGUGUCUGAGUGUGUGUGCCGCUCUGAUUUGUCCUGAUGGAGGGAUGUGUGAAGAUGGAAACACCUGCUGUCUGACGCCGUCAGGAGGAUACGGCUGCUGCCCGCUACCCAAUGCAGAAUGUUGCUCCGAUCACUUGCAUUGCUGUUAUCAGGGCACUCUGUGCGACCUGGUGCACUCCAAGUGUGUGAACAAGACGCACACUUUAGACUGGGUGGAAAAAGUUGCCACAAAGCCGCAUGCAGUAAUUUGUCCAGAUCAGGAGUCUGAGUGUCCCGAUGACACCACCUGCUGCCAGAUGCCUGAUGGGAGCUGGGGCUGCUGUCCUAUGAAAGAUGCCGUGUGCUGUGAAGAUAAGCAACAUUGCUGUCCACAGGGAACUAAAUGUGACCUUGAGCAUUCAAAGUGUGUGUCGGCAACAUAUGGCCCCUCACCGCUCUGGAGGAAGUUCGCUGCCCGUCGUAGGAAACCAUUAAAGAGGACAGCAGUUGCUCCACCUAAAGACUCCGGUGAUGUUGGAGAUGUGAUCUGUCCAGAUGAGAUUUCCACAUGUCCGGAUGAUACAACGUGCUGUAAACUAGAUACCGGAAGUUACGGGUGCUGCCCGAUGCCAAAUGCUGUGUGCUGUUCUGAUCAUUUGCACUGCUGCCCAGAGGCCACGACCUGUGAUAUUGUUCACAGUAAGUGUGUGUCGGCUGAUGGCAUCAUGGUAAAAAUGGCCACUAAGAUCCCAGCCACUUCCCUGAAGCCUGAAGAAAAACUGGUUCCCUGCAAUGAAACCGUAGCAUGUGAGAGUGGUACCACCUGCUGUAAAACGCAGAAAGGCACCUGGGCUUGCUGUCCUUUGCCAAAGGCGGUGUGUUGUGAGGACCACAUCCACUGCUGUCCACAGGACACGGUGUGUAAUGUUGCGGCGGGCAGCUGUGAUGACCCUGCUGACCUUUCAGUGUCUGUACCUUGGGUGGCAAAGGUGCCCACCUUUGCAAUAGCUCCAUCCAGUGAGAAAUGCGAUGAGACAUAUGCGUGCCCUGAUGGUUCCACCUGCUGCAGACUCUCAUCUGGAAAAUGGGGCUGCUGCCCACUGCCACAAGCAGUGUGUUGUGAGGAUCAUCUCCAUUGUUGUCCCCACGAUACCGUGUGUAAUCUGGCCGCCAGCACUUGUGACAGUACCAGCGAUCAGGGUCCCCGUUUUUCUGUGCCUUUGGUAAAGAAAAUCCCUGCCAUGACCCUGGCAUCACAGAGCCAAAACUGUGAUGAGACAUCAUUGUGUCCAGCAGGAACAACCUGCUGUAGACUCACCUCAGGAUCAUGGGCGUGCUGUCCUAUGCCACAGGCCGUGUGCUGUGCCGAUCAGGAGCACUGCUGUCCGCAGGGAUACAAGUGUGACUUGACUCACAAUACCUGUGUACGUCCUGGCCUUCCCAGCAUGCCCUUGUUCAGGAAGCAGUCUGCUCUAAAGCUAUCUGAUGAUCAUGCUCCAGUGGACAGAAACAUGUGUGACGACAAAACCAGCUGUCCAGAAGACGACACAUGCUGCUUCAUGAACAACCUCGGCAAGUGGGGCUGCUGUCCGCUGCCAAAGGCGGUGUGUUGUAAGAAUGGCAAUCACUGCUGUCCUAAAGGCUACACGUGUAAUGAGAAGAAAACGUCCUGCACUAAAGCUUACCACGAGAUCCCCUGGUACACUAAACAAGAGGCCAAGGUCGUGAAGGGGUCAGAGGUGCAGCUCGGACAUGAAGAUGUGAAGUGCGACUCGACGACCAGUUGUGCGGCUGGUUCUACCUGUUGUCAAUUACCCACAGGGCAGUGGGGCUGUUGCCCUCUUGUCAAAGCGGUGUGUUGUGAGGAUCACGAGCACUGCUGUCCACAGGGCUACACCUGCGACCUCGAAUUCGGGACCUGUGUUAAAGCGUCCGGUUUGCACAGUGUUCCUCUGACGCAGUUACAAACACAAACUGACAGGCGUUCAGAAGAGGAGGUGCUGUGUGACGCGUCCACACGCUGCUCAAACACACAAAGCUGCUGUAGACUGUCAGACUCCACAUGGGCCUGCUGUCCUUAUAAAGAGGCGGUCUGCUGUGAAGACAUGAAGCACUGUUGCCCCAUGGGAUACAAAUGUGACCCACAAGUCCAAGGUUGCACUAAAGCCUCCACAUCCACGUGGUGGGAGAAUUCACUUUAAAUGACAAACCACAGACUGACACCACUGAACCACGUCAUAACACAAAUACACACACUCGCUAAAUAUUGCAUAAAGUUUCAGACAAGGGACUAUGCAUCUAGCUUUUUUUUAAUAAAUAUUUCGUUUUUACUGGAAUUUAAAAACAUACCAAGCCUUAUAUUUAGCCAGGAUACACUGAAAGACUUAUUGGUUUUUGAUUUAAAUAAGUUUGUUAAAAAGAAACCAGGGCACAUUUUAAAAAGGCUGAAGUUCUGAGUGAUUCCCAGUUGCUUAAAAAUAAAGAGUAGAAGACAUUGAAAUGAAAAUUAGAAGCUAAAUGACCCAUUAUAAUGGCAUAAAUGUUAGUAUGAUGCUGAUUUGAUGUAUUUUGAGUAUGCAAGAAAAGCUACCGAGAUUAUAAAAAAAAAGUUUUUUUAUUUUUUAUUUUUUCCCCAACUCUAAAUCUAAUUGGGAAAAUAUAUAGAAAAUCUAUUAGUAGCUCCAAAUGCAGUCGGCUCUUGACAUUAAUGAAUGUCGCCAACCAUUUAACCCUAUAAUUUACGUAGAGGCUGUUGCAUGUAGGGUUAAUUCAACUUUUGUUUGCUUAUUUUAAAAUUUUGAAUUGUUCCGAGGUGUUUGUGUGCAUUUUUAAGAAUCGUUUGAAUAACUGAAAGUGUUUAAAUUCAAAUUCAAAUGUUAUUCUGAACAUUCACUAUAGCUGCUUUAGUGUUUUGUGUGUUUUUAUUAGAUUUUUUGUUUAUCUGAAGGGUGAAAUGAAUCUUGUGACAGUAUGAGAGUUGAUUCUUUUUAGUUUUUUCCUGUUAUUUGUUGAAGUGCAUUUGUUGUUUGGUUUUUGGUUCAUAAUUAUGCCGGAAAAAACACUGAAAUUAAAUACUUUUCAAAUAGA